AUGGAAAACCCCCCUCUUUCGCCGUUCCCAAAGGCGCAUGGAAUGGCUGCAUGCCAUGUCCAGUUACAGAGAGCGCUUCAGCAAGAUGCAGCCGACUUUGACACAUCUGAUGUCGAGCCCCUCGAAUUGCCAGGUGCUUCCGACCAUGAUACCAACCACGAUACACCGCCGUCGAAGCCAUCCAUCGUGACGCCAUCCACGCUCCUUGGGCCUAAGAUCACCAAGCCAAGCCACAUUGAUAUGCCGCCACCUCCCUUUGCACCUGUGUCGGCUCUUACUGUGUCGGCGCUAUUGUCGCGGUCGGGCCAGGUCCAUCCAAUCUCAACGCACAUGAGGCGUUCGGAGGAUGAUCUGCGCUUGUUGCGCCGGCGUAUGCCGAAGCAGAACACCAUUGAAGAGGAAGAGAGAAACGAUGACAUGGAACCAACUCACGCGGACGCGCUCAUGUCCAUGAUGCCCUCUUUGCUUCGUGACUUUUGGUCGCAAGAACCAAGCAGCCGAAACAAAAAGGGCUAUCGGGCAGGGAGGUACCAUACCGGUAGUGCAUUGGAAGCUAUUGGUGCGCUUUUCCUGCGGCAGGAUAGUGCGGGCCGACUUGACCAGCUCAGUCUGAAUGAGAGCCGACAUCGAGUCUCGUCUUGGCGUUGGCGUUUGCCUCUAUGGAUCAGACACAUGGAAAUCGGCCCGCUCAUCUUGUUGCUGGAGAAUAUUCGCCGGCGUGUAGGGUCUUGGAUCAUUUCUAAGGAGCUUCCCCCGAGUCCAGAGCGACCUCGCUCGUUUCAUGGCACAGAUGAUCUACCGGAGACACCACUGCUCAUGCCCGGUGGCUUUAUACCCGAAGACUCGGAUGUCCUCAUGUUGCCACCACCAUUGCUCGACAACCAUGGCCGGGACGCGUGGAGUUUCGAAGGUCUGUUAGGUGUGCGCCGUAUGCGUGAGCAGCUCGAGCGACAACAACGCGUCGACAAGAUGCUCAAAUACCACCGUCCAGCGCACCGUGUCGAUGCUUUCACAGCUUUUAUGAAUUUUGUGCGCUCUGCCAAAGCGUCUGAAUCGCGCCAUUAUGCCCGUCAUGCGCUUGUUGGACCUUCACAGGUGCAGCGUCGAACGCCGCAUGGGCUGUGGAAACAGCCACUUGUUCUGUCACAGGCCAAGGCACAUGUGAUGGAUGAUCAAAUGCUUCCGAGUCCUAAAUCUACGAAGAGGUCUUCCCUGGAAUUUCUCGACCUGGCGACGUCAUCACGAAAACGCCUGAAGCCCAAGAGCGUGUUGACGGAGCAAGUAGCUCUCAUGCCAUCUUCGCAAGACAAGACACAAGAGGCUACGACGCUUGGUGUAAUGUGGAUUGUGUUGUCGUACGUAUUUGUGAGCGUCGCCUUUGUUCCCGAUUUUGUUGUGUUUUUCUUGGCACACUCACUCGACCUGCUCAUGGAUGCAUUUGAGUUCUUGUCGUACAUAUUUUGGUUCGUGCGCUGGGUCUGGCGGAAUGUGACCGGCCAGACCAUUCUAGGUCGCAUCAUAAUUGAGGCGUAUGUGCUUUUCAAGAGAGAGUGGGAGUACGUUAUCCGCGAGGACCAUGAAGAGAGUGCGGAUCGGAUGCAGCGCUUUCUCGGCAUCCCGCUGUUUUGCCGUCCCCGCGGUCUGAGCACAUUCCAGGUCCUUCGUGGCUUCAUUGAGCUUGCGUGUGUGCAGGCAGUGACUCGUGAACAGUAUCAGCGAGAAGGCGCUGGUCUGAUUUGCCUGGGUGUGCGCCAGGAAGUGGCCUCGAAUUCCGACGUGGAUAAUGAUGAUCUUGUUGUUACGAGCCAAGGCAACGAUAUCCUCGAACUGUCGCGUACGCUUGGCGCUGAGACUCAGCCAUGUGAGCGUACUCUAUGGGAGGAAGAAGAUAAAGCAGCUCUGGUGCACAAUAUCAAAUGGGCGUCACAGCUGGCGAUAUCAGCCUAUGGUUUGCGUGUGCUGAUUGUGGAUUUACCACCGGUAUUUACGCCCUCGGGCAAGCAGCUGCCGAGGCAAACAUUUGCGCACUUGUCGCGACUCAAAACGGACGAUGUUCUGCAUGCUGAUAUCCAGACUCUUGAUAUGGAGGCGACCUACAUGCCAACGUUUUAUGUCGUACGGGACAUGCGUCGCAAGGUUGUAUGUGUCGCCGUGCGUGGAACACAGAGCUUUGCAGAUAUCGUUGUGGACCUCGACAUGAAGACCGAGGACAUCACAGCCAGUUUGGCGGAAUGGCGCGGAAUCCCGAUCGAUGAGGGCACUGAGCGAUACGCUUAUCAUGCAGGUAUAUGGCGAGCUGCCAAGAGCCUCGUGGCGCCUGGCUCAACGUUGUUCAAUAAGCUGCAGGAGACACUGACAGAGCAUGAAGACUUUGGACUAGUGUUUGUGGGCCACUCGCUCGGCGGUGCUAUUGCGAGUGCCGCUGCCAUUUUGCUCUCGGAGUAUCACAUGGAUGCACCAGAUAUCGAUCCCCGCAAGGGCAUGUGGCGGACCACGUCACAAGGUGGCUUUCCUGGUGGACGACCUAUCCGGGCUAUUACCUUUGCGCACCCAUCAACUCUGUCACACACACUGAAUAGACGCACAUCAUACGGUGUUGUGCCGCUCGUUAUCAGCGUCAUUCUCGGCAGUGAUAUUAUUCCCCGCUUUGGCCACGGGCAAUUACGUGAAUUGCGACGCGUAUUGGGCGCGUUGACACGCGUCCGUCGACGUCGAGGCUUGGUGCCCACAACCAUCAGCAGCCAUCUCGAUCACAUGUCUGAAGAUCAAGAACUGUCUGUACAUAUUGUACGCCGAUUCUGGGACUGGCUCUCAAUCUGCCGCACUCGGCACCCUGAUGCAGUUAUGCUUGAUAAAAAGAAGCGACUCGAGGCGCUGUUCUGGCGGCUGCGUUGCGAAGUCGAAAAUGAUUUGUAUGCGCAGGCUAAGCGCCGAUUUGAUGAUGCUGCCUCAAGUCAGACGCUCGCAUCCACUGAACCGAUAUCGCCUUGGGUCCAAGCCCAGCGGCGAAAUGCACCGCUGCAUGCCCUGUCUGCCCGGCGCCAGCGCCUCGAUUAUGCUACAUUAAAGAGCGAAUUCGCACAAGGUGGUGUCCUAGUGCCCGCCGGCCGCGUCUUGUGGCUAUCUGACGAAGAACUGUAUGAAAUCACGAAUCCCAUGGCAUUUUUCAGCCUCCCUGAUCUACAUCCAUCCAUGUUCGCCGAUCACUUUCCUGCCGCUUACGAAGAAGCUAUCUUGGCUUUGUCAUAG
Molecule: messenger RNA, 3249 nt
Organism: Malassezia restricta
Lineage: Eukaryota; Fungi; Basidiomycota; Malasseziomycetes; Malasseziales; Malasseziaceae
Product: lipase
Exons: 1
Coding region: 1-3249 (1082 amino acids)
Biological process (GO): lipid metabolic process
Source: RefSeq, a predicted model, not a curated record